Biomphalaria glabrata is the source of this 5249-nucleotide messenger RNA. RefSeq lists its product as uncharacterized. Lineage: Eukaryota; Metazoa; Mollusca; Gastropoda; Planorbidae. Gene Ontology annotation, cellular component: Golgi apparatus. Gene Ontology annotation, molecular function: antiporter activity. The record is from RefSeq and is a predicted model, not a curated record. The coding region runs from base 625 to 1719 and encodes 364 amino acids. The transcript has 3 exons.
GUGUAGUGGAGAUAGCCGUGUCCAGUCUGCUUAUAUAUAUUUAUUCUAUAUUAUAUAGGUCUGUGAUCUAGAUUUCUUGCACUGGAGAUAGACUUAAUCUAUCUCAAGGCUCGGCCUGUCUAGAUUACUACUACUACUAGAUCUAGUGAUGAUUCUAGUCUAGACUAGAUCUAUUUAAAUAAACAUAGAUCUACAUCUAGAGCUAGAUUAGUAGAUAGAUCUAUCAAUCUAUUCUAGGUCCAAUCUAGGACUAAAAGAUAAAGUCGCUAUAUCUAUAUAUAUAAGAUAGAUCUAUUAUACUACAGCUACAGAGUCAACUUUAGACGUCACUUUAGUAGAUCUCAUCAUUCUAUUUCUAGACUUAGACUCGUCUCUAGUCUAGAGUCUAGUCAGAAUCUAGUCACUCGACUCACCGUGGACGUGUAGUUUUGUAGUGAAUAAGUUAGUAAGACGACUAGACUAAUAGUAAUAAUAAUACUAAUAGUAGUAAUAGUCGGGCUAACAGUAAGACCAACACUCACACUGGCAACACUCAACACUCAAUCAAUUGUGAAUCAACACCAAGUCGUCCAAGUCCAAGUGAAGUUUUGAAACAUCAAUCUUAAGAACCAAAGGGCAUCAACUAUGAGUAAGGACAAACAAGUCAUCGUAGAAAUAGAUUUGAAUGAGAUAAGGAGCACAAGUACUGCUGUCAAAGGGACAGUAGCGGCUGUGUUCUAUGGAGUAUGCUCAGUGUCUUCAGCUUUUGUUACAAAAAUUGUGAUGGAUACCUUAGAGUUUGAUUUUCCUGUGUCUAUCAUGGUGGCACAAAUGAUAUUUACCAUAGCAACCUUAGAAAUCUUGUGCUUCUUCCAAUUUAUUAAUUUACCAGCCUACACUUUGAAACGAGGAAUGUCUUUCGCAGCUCCAGCGUUCUUCUAUGGAACCAAUUCUGUGUUGGCACUGACAGCACUAUCUCACAUGAACAUAGCAAUGUAUGGUGUUUUAAAACGAUGUGUGCCCUUAUCAACUAUGUUACUUUCAUUAGUUAUACUAAAAACUGGCUUACCAAGCAAAGUUACAAUGUAUUCAGUUGUAGUACUGACCGUGGGUUGUGUUAUUGCUGGUUUUGGUGACCUUGGCUUCAAUUUGACUGCAUAUAUUUGUGGAAUAGGAAGUAACUUUAUGCAAGCUUUGUAUUUAUUACUGGUCCAGAAGUACUCGGAACAACAUUUAUCUGUUACUGAAACUUUACAGUUAAAUAGCUUCAAUACCUUGCCAUUGCUCUUGUUGGCUGCCCUUGUCAAUGGAGAGCUGGUGGCCAUCUUAGAAUACCCUCAUCUCACCGAGCCAUUUUUCAUCUUUAUGUUUCUACUGUCCAUCAGUGUGGGCAUGCUACUGAACUACUCCUUGUUCCUUUGCACUAGUUUGACCAGUGCACUCACCACCAGUGUGGUGGGUGGCCUGAAAGCCUUGGCCCAGACAUUGAUUGGUCUGUUUACAUUUGGUGGCGUGUCGCACAACUUGGCCACUUACAUUGGAAUAAGUAUGAACUUAAUUGGGGGCAUUGCUUACAUCUGGGCACGCUACGCUGAAAGUAAAUCUCGACCCAGUCUCAAACAGGUUAUUAGCUUGUCUCAUCUGAACAGCAAAGAUUCUACACACGGUGAAUGUAUGAAUGGUACCCUUCAUGAUACCAUUCUUUCGCCUAAAGCAAAUCAGAAUAGUCAUAUCAGUUGAUAUCAGCCAUUAAGUAUAGUUCUUUUUAGAAAUGUUAUGGAUCAUUCUUUUAGCUGUUUUGUCUUUUUAUGAUUUGAAGGGUGUGAAAAAUGAAUUUUGUUUUAUUAUACAUUUGUAUUUACAGUUUUUUGGUUUCUGAAAAUGUAAAUACUUGGUACAUUAUGGUUUAUACAUGUCAGCGGUAUAUAAAUACAUAUGUGUAAAAAAGCUUGUUUGGAUAAAAAAACUAGUCUAAAUUAAUGUCUAUUAGUAAAUAAUUCAUACUUUGUAACCAAGUUAGAUUAUUGCUUAAAGCAGCCCCCUGAAAAGCCCAGUAUAAAAUUUUUAGAACAUACCACAUUCUGAUGAGGUUAAUUUUUAUUAAGGUUCCGCUGUGUUAAGUUAAAAUAUUAUUACAUUUAAUUGCAUGAAAUCCAGUUGCAUAAUUUGUUAUAAUAUUGUUGUCUAAUCUCAGCCAUUGGAUUUUUUUUAUACACAUAUUACUUUUAUAUGAGUUCCACUUUGUACAUUUUAACCUGUACUGCAUAUAUAUUACUGUACACAUAAUGUGAACUUUUGCUUUUGGUCUCAACUCCUGGUGCUCUAAAUGUAAUGGGUGGGACCAAGGACUUUUACUUGCCAUAACAUAUUACUUUGGAAUAAUGUGCCAAUAAACUGCUGCUUGUACCGUACAAAAAGUUUGUAAUAUUUUAAAAACUUAUGACAAGAUAAUAGCUUGGGUGUGUGGCAUCUUGAUGGAUGCUUAUUUUGUUUUUGCAAAUUUUUAAUUUAACAUAAAAUUGUACAGAUUACGACACCUGUAAUGGGAAAAUGGAUCCUGAAAUAAAAUACCCAAUUAUAAUAAAAUGUUGGCAUCGUGUGGGAAUUGAGUGUGAUGAACAAAAUUUUGUUUUCAUUCUUUUCAAGUUUAGACUUGAAUGUAAAUAUUAAUCAGAUAACUUUACUACUACUGUUUUAUUCACUAUAAACCUAUAUAUCAAAUAUUUAUGAUUUGUUACUACAUUCAUUGUCUAUUUAUUUGUCACGCUCUCCACAUUCCUUUAUCUCAGCAGCACAUAAUUGGAUAGAAGAAUAAAUUAUUACCCUGAUUGGGGAGUUUUCAAUUUCUUUUUUAAAAUGAUUCAUAUCAUUAACAUAGAUCAAAGCUGGAUUUGCUAAAAUAGUGACAGUGGUGAACUUUUUGUUUUAAUCAGGAAAAAAAUCUGGUUCAUCAAAAAAGUGUUAAAAUACCAAUAUAUCUUCAACUCAACAAGAUGUGAGUUGUGCAUUUUUUAGCACUUAGUUCUUCAUAUUAUGCUAAUGUAACUCACAAUAGACAUUGGUAUAUUCUAUCAUUAUGAUCAUUGAAGUUUGGAUUUGGUUUUCAGUAGCCUAACUUUGAGAAAAAUGUCAGUAUGUCUUUUUUUUUUUUUUUUUGUUGUUUUUUUUUUUGUGUGUGUUUGGCUCAAGUUUAUUUUUAAAACAUUUAGAAACCUAUAUUUUAAGGUGACAUUUUGAAAAUCUGGCUUAGAACAAAACAAUAAUUAAGAAAUUCGUUUUUUAACCUUAAUAAGUCGUGUUAUAUCCUCUAUUUUUUUUUUCAUAAUGAAACUUUUCUCGAAGAAGAGUUCAAGUUUUUAAUUUCCCAAUGGCUCACUACUGCAACAUUCCAUGGCAGUUGUUUGAAUACAAAUAACUUUUGCUGUAAUAUUUACAGUUAUGAAAACUGAUUCAACAUAAAAUAAUUUAUGUUUCCAUGUUUUUCUGUGAUAUACUUUACACUUAUAAAUAAUGACGCGUACAUAUUUAUAAAAAGUAUGUUUGAAGGUUCUUCACAGUGUGUAAAAUGCUUGUUUAAUGAGUGUUUUGUUAAUUACAUUUCUUGGUUUAUAUUGAAACCUCUUAAAUGACAAUGUAGUACAUUUCUAGUUAUUUUAUUAUUGUCUUGACAUCUCUAGUACUCAGGACAUAGUAAGUAAUGGAUUGCAUUAAUACAUAACAUGAUAGGUUGAUUUCUCAGUAGAGAUAAUGUGUAGAACUUGUUUGACUAUUUCUAACUUACAUGCUAAUUGUAAAUAUUUUGCCUUUUAUGUUAAUUUUGCCUAUUUGUGUGUACCAGUGUAAUAGUUACCUCUGUUUUAACAUAAUCAUUAAUCAAUAUGUUGGAGAAAAGCUGAGGACUAAAUGGGGGUCAGCACCUGUGCCUUUUGUUUAAAUUUUCAAUAAUUUGUGAUAUGUGGACAAUUUUUGUACACUGCAGGCGUAUUAUAAUUUACUGAAAAAUUCAUUCAUAAACAUUUCAUUUUUUAAAAUGUUACACAAGCAAUAGAGUAUUUCAGAAUGUUAUCUUAAAAUAUACUGAUGUUACUUGUCAAGAGAUUAUUAGUCCUAUAAAUGUGUUUAACUGAUUAGGGGGAGGGGUUGAAGUCAAUGUGAUAAAUCUGUUCUUUCAUGUUUAGAGAUUGAAAUAUUACAGGUAUUAUGUCAUUGGUUUUCCUUUCUAAUUUAGCUUAACCCCCUUUUUUUGUUGAAAUUGAACAUGAAAAAAAAAUUUUUUGCCAUUUUGCUUAUUUAUCUUUUUUUUUUUUUUACUAAUACCGGUAUUAAUAUAUUCAAACAUGAUUGUUUUUUUUUUUAAGUUAAUAGCAUCUUUUUAUGUUGAGUGGAGUGAUCCCAAAGAGAAAUCCUUUGGUUUUAGAUUAAUAGCUAUAUUUUAUGUCUACAAAAAUUUUUUUUACUUCAACUUAGAUUCUUUAAUUACCAGUACCUAAAUAUGAGAUUCAUAAGCAAAGAUUUAUCCUCAAUAAGGUUACUCUGUUAGUAAUUGGAAAUUAUUUUGAAAUGUUUUCACAUGCUCCAAUGAGAUUUCCAUUUCGGUAACCCAUGUAAUUUUUUUUAUUCUCCUUGUGUUAUUUUCUUUCCAAAAUUGUUCUAAUGUGUAAUGUGAUUGUGUGGACAUGUUGAAGGCUUUCUUAUUCCAUUAGCUAGUAACAACCUAUAUACUUUUUUGUGUUUUUUUUGAGUAAUUUUAAUGAUAAUAAAUUGAGAUAUAAAUUGUGUGCCACAACUAAAUCACCUUGUAAAGUGACUUCACUAGCAAUAGAUAUCAUAAAACAGUCCAUCCUUAUUAGUAAUAGUUGUACUACAAUUAUCUGUACUAUUAAUGUAGAGCAGCAUUUUAUUAUUCUGGAGACUAUGAAUUAUAGAAAUAAUGAUGUUAACCAUUUGAUGAAGUUGGUGGCGUCGUACAAUUAAAUAAUCAUUAUUUUGAGAAAAGCAUUUUGAAGAUGUUCCAGAGUGAAGCCACUGAAAUGAUCUUCCACUCUCUGGCUGUUUAUGUCCAUCCUAAACCUUACCAUCUAGUUUUCAAUGACCGCUCAUAACCAUUCAAAUGUCUACAAUAAUUUUAUUUUAUUGAAAAGCAUUAUGGGCUGACAGUGAUGACAAUUAUGAAGAUACUUAAAGGGAGGAAACUCCAAAGAUCAAUUUGUACAAUGAUGAAAUGUAGAUAGUGUAUUGAUCUUAUGCACUUGCAAAGCAAGCUUUGGGGG